AUGGUUUCUUUAUUCGAUAAAAGUGCUCCUGCGUUGCUACUCGUAUGGGGAUACUGUGUGUUGGCGGACACUGUGUUCACGAACUUUACGCUGGACAAUGAGGUCCACUCCAGUUUUAUCCACCGACGUUUGAAAAGUCAGGAGCGGCGGGAGAUGCAACGAGAGAUCCUCUCAAUUCUCGGGCUACCUCACCGGCCACGGCCGCAUCACCACGGCAAACACAACGCCGCUCCCAUGUUCAUGUUGGAUCUAUACAAUGCGAUGUCCACAGAAGCGGACGAGGAUGGGUAUUCGUAUCCCUAUAAGCCCGUUUUCACCACCCAGGGACCACCGAUAGCCUCGCUUCAAGACAACAACUUUCUCAACGACGCAGACAUGGUCAUGAGCUUCGUCAACUUAGUUGAGCACGAUAAGGAGUUUUUGCCUGUUCGACGCCAUCAUCGUGAGUUCCGAUUUGACCUGUCCCAGAUUCCCGAGGGUGAAGCGGUUACUGCGGCAGAAUUCCGAAUCUAUAAAGACUUCAUCCAGGAACGCUUUGACAAUGAGACAUUUCGCAUCAGUGUCUAUCAAGUUCUGGAGGAACACUCAGACAGGGAGUCUGAUCUUUUUCUACUGGAUUCGCGGGUUAUUUGGGCCGCUGAGGAGGGCUGGCUGGUCUUUGACAUCACUGCCACCAGUAACCACUGGGUUCUGAACCCUGGUCGGAAUCUGGGCCUUCAGCUGGCUCUGGAGAGUGUGGACGGUGAGAGUGUGAACCCCAGGGUAGCGGGUUUGAUUGGACGAAAUGGGCCUCAAAGCAAGCAGCCUUUCAUGGUGGCGUUCUUUAAAGCCACGGAGGUCCACAUCCGAAGUGUACGCUCUGCUCAGGGUGGAGGCAAACAACGCCAUGGCAACCGCUACAAAACCGCCAAGGGCCAAGAGGCGCUCCGUAUGGCCAACAUUGCAGAGAACAGCAGCGGUGAUCAGAAACAGGCAUGUAAGAAACAUGAGCUGUAUGUCAGUUUCAGAGACCUGGGGUGGCAGGACUGGAUUAUUGCUCCUGAGGGUUAUGCAGCAUACUACUGUAUGGGAGAGUGUGCAUUUCCCCUCAACUCCUACAUGAAUGCUACAAACCAUGCCAUCGUACAAACAUUGGUUCACUUCAUAAAUCCUGAGACAGUUCCUAAGCCGUGUUGUGCUCCAACUCAGCUCCAUGCAAUAUCUGUGUUGUACUUUGAUGACAGCUCUAAUGUCAUUCUAAAGAAAUACCGGAACAUGGUUGUUCGGGCCUGUGGCUGCCACUAG
Messenger RNA from Chanos chanos (milkfish), 1284 nucleotides. It is a transcript of the gene bmp7b, whose product is annotated as bone morphogenetic protein 7b. Gene Ontology annotation, biological process: BMP signaling pathway. The transcript has 7 exons. Bases 1 to 1284 code for a protein of 427 amino acids. The record is from RefSeq and is a predicted model, not a curated record. Gene Ontology annotation, molecular function: cytokine activity; growth factor activity. Gene Ontology annotation, cellular component: extracellular region. Lineage: Eukaryota; Metazoa; Chordata; Actinopteri; Gonorynchiformes; Chanidae.